Molecule: messenger RNA, 3418 nt
Organism: Salarias fasciatus (jewelled blenny)
Lineage: Eukaryota; Metazoa; Chordata; Actinopteri; Blenniiformes; Blenniidae
Gene: ptpn11b
Product: protein tyrosine phosphatase non-receptor type 11b
Exons: 16
Coding region: 89-1876 (595 amino acids)
Biological process (GO): protein dephosphorylation; positive regulation of ERK1 and ERK2 cascade
Cellular component (GO): cytoplasm
Molecular function (GO): non-membrane spanning protein tyrosine phosphatase activity; cell adhesion molecule binding; receptor tyrosine kinase binding
Source: RefSeq, a predicted model, not a curated record
GCUUCAGCGGACCUCUCACUCUUCACCGCGGCUCCGCGCAGGCAGGAGGAAACCGUCCGAGGACACUUGUCAGCGCUCAGAGACUGCUAUGACAUCUCGCAGGUGGUUCCACCCCAACAUCACUGGAAUCGAGGCAGAGCAGCUCCUGUUGACCCGGGGCGUCCACGGCAGUUUCCUGGCCCGACCGAGCAAGAGCAACCCGGGGGAUUUCACCCUCUCUGUCAGGCGUAACGAUGAGGUGACCCACAUCAAGAUCCAGAACUCGGGCGACUACUAUGACCUGUACGGAGGCGAGAAGUUCGCCACGCUGGCCGAGCUGGUGCAGUAUUACACCGAACAGCAGGACCUGCUGCGCGAGAGGAACGGCCACGUCAUCGAGCUCAAGUAUCCACUCAACUGCAAGGACCCCACCUCCGAGAGGUGGUACCACGGACACCUGUCGGGCCGCGAUGCGGAGAAGCUCCUCACGGACAAAGGCAAAGCCGGCAGCUUCCUGGUGCGGGAGAGCCAGAGCAAGCCGGGGGACUUCGUCCUCUCCGUCCUCACCAACGAGGAGAAGCAUGAGAACGUGGACCGCAAGACCAAGGUCACGCACGUCAUGAUUCGCUACCAGCAGGACGGCAAGUACGACGUGGGCGGCGGCGAGCGGUUCGACACCCUGGCCGACCUGGUGGAUCAUUACAAGAAGAACCCCAUGGUGGAGAAGAGCGGCAUCGUCGUUCACCUCAAGCAGCCGUUCAACGCCACCAGGAUAAACGCCGCCAACAUCGAGAACCGGGUACGAGAGCUCAACAAGGUGGCGGACAACUCCGAGAAGCCCAAGCAAGGAUUCUGGGAGGAAUUUGAGGUACUUCAGCAGCAGGAGUGCAAACUGCUGUAUCCCCGGAAAGAAGGCCAGAAACCCGAGAACAAGAGCAAAAACAGAUACAAGAACAUCCUCCCGUUCGACACGACGCGAGUGGAAAUCAGGGACGCAGAUCCAGAUGUUCUGGGCUCAGACUACAUUAAUGCCAACUACAUCAGAAGUAUGCAUGAAGAAGGACGCCACGUGGCAGAAGGCAAGGUCUUCAUCGCCACACAGGGCUGCCUGCAGAACACAGUCAUCGACUUCUGGAAGAUGGUGUAUCAGGAGAACACACACGUGAUUGUCAUGACCACGAAGGAGAUGGAGAGGGGGAGGAACAAGUGCGUCCGCUACUGGCCGGACCUCCACGCCACCAAGGAGUUCGGGAAGGUCCUGGUGAGGAACGUGGACGAGCGGCCGGCGCAGGACUACGUCCUGAGAAAGCUGGAGGUGACGCGUCUGGACCGGAAGGAGCCUUUGCGGUACAUCUGGCACUAUCAGUACCUGAGCUGGCCCGAUCACGGGGUUCCCAACGAGCCCGGCGGCGUCCUCUGGUUUCUGGAGGAGGUCAACCGCACCCAGAGCGCCAUUCCAGACACUGGACCCAUCGUCGUGCACUGCAGUGCGGGCAUCGGGAGAACCGGCACCAUCAUCGUCAUCGACAUCCUCAUCGAUAUUAUUAAUCGACAAGGUCUUGACUGCGACAUUGACAUCCCUAAGACCAUCCAGCGGGUCCGGCAGCAGAGGUCGGGCAUGGUGCAGACGGAGGCCCAGUACAAGUUCAUCUACAUGGCGGUGCAGCAGUACAUCGACACGGCCCAGAAGAGGCUGGAGGAGGAGCAGAGAAAUAAGAUGAAGGAGCGAGAAUAUUCCAAUAUCAAAUAUCCCCAGAUGACCAACUCCAGGUCCAAACCCAACAUGGCGUCUUCACGCUCCUCCUCUGUAUUGACAAAUGACGAUUCAUCAAGCGUGUACGAGAACAUAAACUUCAAAACCCCUCAGACGUCAUUUAGCAGCAACACCAGGAGGUAAAACCAGUGGCGGUGGACCUCCACGUCUCUCUUGUCAGCGGAGGUGUCGCCUGGUCUAAUCAGUCUGAGGGGGCGGGGCAGAGGGUCCGAGGCGCCCCCACUCCCGCCUGGACCCUGGUACCCCGGCCCUGGGCCGCCAUGCUGCACCUGCUGGAGCUGCGAGUGUGGAGCUUCACCCUGCAGGGAGGGGGGAGACUCCUGAGCAGGAGCCCCCCCAACUCCACCACCAACACCACCACCAUGCUGCCCCCUGGACCUGGACGUCCCACCUCUGCUCCAGCCUCUCUCUCUCUCUCUCUCUCUCUCUCUCUCUCUCUCUCUCUCUCUCUCUCUCUCUCUCUCUCUCUCUCUCUCUCUCAAACAGCUCAAGUGCCUUGUCACAGGAUGUGUCUCUGCGUUCGCCUCCCUCAAACCUGCCGUUAUCUCUCUGUUUUCCUGGAAAACGACCCUUUUCGAAGUCAAACGCGGCGUCUGUACCGGGACCCGAGACGAGGUCGCGGCUGAGCCGUCCGUACGCUCCGGUCCGCCGCCGCCGCGUGAACUCGACCCUCAGAGUGUUUCUGCGCCGGUCCCUCCAGCUGCGGCGGUUAUUACCGUGGCUGCUGAGUGACGGCGGAGGGCGGUUACGUAACCUGCCACGGGAUUCAGGGGCACGGGAAGGGCAAGCCCUCCCCGCCUCACGUCCUCGAAAUGGAUUCAGUGGACUGCUUUAAUUUGAUCCUCUGGAAGACGGGGGCCGACGUGGAGAGAGUUGUUUGCCAUUUCACCUGCUGUUUCGUUUGCAGAUCAGCUCUUUGUGGAAAAAUUCAACCGUUUUUACUUUUGGCCACAGCCGGGCCCUCCGUUCUGUCAUCUGACCUCCCUGUAACUCUUUUUGAGUUUUUAUUUGUCUCUCCUGUCCUUUCUAAUGUUAUUUCAUGAUGCUGUUGGUAUAAUUGUGUAACAUAUGAGAUGUUUAUUUAAAUAUAUAUUUAUGAGAAGGUUCCUAGUUUCUGCUUACGGACCCCCGUGAAACGACGUCCGAGCGAUACUUGAUUUCUGUAAAUUUACAGGUGAAAGUGUUUCACAGUGGAGAAUUCAUUGACGUUUUUAGUAGCCAAUCGCACUGAAUGUGCAACACACACCUUAUGUCAGUGUUAAUACAGGAAGAGAAGCAGAGGAGAAAGGGUGGACAUUUAUUCACUAUAAUUUUGUCAUAUUUAUUUGGCACAGACCAAGACAGAAGACAUUAAUGAGCCCUUUUAUUUAUGAUUUCAUGAGAUCUUUAAACACCUCGUCCAAAUAACUCACUUUAAUUGAGAUUGAUGGCUGCAUAAAGUGUGUUUUGGGUCCUUGGCUGCGGAGGAUUCCUGAAUGAGCGCUGGGAGCGGAGCGGGCCGGGCGGGCCGCCCGCCCAGGGUUCGCCUGGCUGUCCUCGUUUAUCAGCCGGUCUGAUGUGCUUCAACAUCUGUCAGUGGAGAUCGUCACAAGGAGACAAGGGAGAAGGGGGCGAUUACAGUGGGCCAGAUGGCCAUCUGCCCGAGAUUGAAGAAUAGAUUUGUCU